AUGACGCAAAACUAUGACUUGCCAAACUUCCCUCUCUUCAACAAUCUGAUACAAUAUGCGACGAAUACGGAGCAAAUUGCUAUUGAUGAUAGUAGAAUAGGAAGGAGUUUUACUUACAAGGAAUUGAUUACUGCAGUAAUCAAACUUAGGCAUGAGUUACUAAAUGGCAAAAGUUCUUUAAAAGAGCAAAGGGUGUUAAUUCUAUGUCCAAGUGGUUUCCCUUACGUUGUCGCUUUAUUAGCAGUUUGGGCAGCUGGAGGUAUUGCCGUACCUUUAUGCACGACACAUCCAUUACCGGAACAAAUCUAUACAAUGCAGGACUCACAAUCGUCACUUAUUGUUGGACACCCUCUCUUUGGCGAACGAAUAAGCCAACUGACUUCAGAGAUAACGAUUUCAGUCCUAAUCAAAGAUGAUUCCUCGUUUUUAAAUAUGUUAGGCGGAGAUGAUUUACUACAACAAACGCAAAUAAUGAAUGAUCCUGUAAGCUUCGAUGCAGGAAAUCUCAUUAUAUACACCAGCGGCACUACAGGUAAACCCAAGGGUGCAUUGUCAACACAUGCCAUUACAGAUGCUCGGAUUUCUGUUCUUGUCAAUGCUUGGUAUUGGACUGCCAAUGAUCGUAUUCAUCAUACUUUACCUCUACACCACAUUCACGGUAUCAUCAAUGCACUGUUAUGCCCCUUGUACAUCGGGGCCACUGUCGAAAUGUUUGAAAAGUUUGAUGCAGCACAAGUAUGGGGACGAUGGGCAGCAAAUAUUGACGAUAACAAGCAAGAACGACCAGCCAUGACAGUUUUCAUGUCAGUCCCCACUGUUUACUCAAAAUUGAUUCAGCAUUAUAAGAAACAAGAUGUGGAGAGGCAAGCACAAUUGACAAGGUCAUGUAAGCAAUUCAGACUCAUGGUAUCCGGAUCAGCAUCAUUACCAACAACUUUAAGGAACCAAUGGAGAAAAAUUAGUGGAGGACAGGUCCUGUUGGAGCGCUAUGGCAUGACAGAGAUUGGUAUGGCACUUAGUCAAGAAUAUAUGAUAUCAGAAAGAGUGGAAGGAACGGUUGGAUUUCCUUUGCCUGGUGUUCAAGUACGUCUUAUAUCACAAGAAACUAAUCAAGAUGUUACUGAAGACAGAAAUGAGCCUGGUAUUCUUCAAAUCAAAGGGUGCAAUAUUUUCAAAAAAUAUUGGGAAAAGCCCGAGGCAACCAAGAAGGAGUUUACAGAAGAUGGCUGGUUCAUAACAGGUGACGUAGCUCAAAGAUUGGGUUGUCGUGGAUAUUAUCAAAUUAUGGGUAGAAAAAGCGUUGAUAUAAUUAAGACAGGCGGUGAAAAAGUCUCAGCAUUAGAAGUAGAAAGAGAAUUACUGUCAUGUGAUUUAGGAAUACAAGACGUGGCUGUUGUAGGAAUUCCUGAUCCUGAAUGGGGUCAAAAAGUAGCAGCAGUAGUUGUUAUGGAGGACAACAAAGUGAGUGAUGUAUGA
Molecule: messenger RNA, 1476 nt
Organism: Mycotypha africana
Lineage: Eukaryota; Fungi; Mucoromycota; Mucoromycetes; Mucorales; Mycotyphaceae
Exons: 7
Coding region: 1-1476 (491 amino acids)
Biological process (GO): fatty acid metabolic process
Molecular function (GO): medium-chain fatty acid-CoA ligase activity
Source: RefSeq, a predicted model, not a curated record